Molecule: messenger RNA, 2966 nt
Organism: Limanda limanda (common dab)
Lineage: Eukaryota; Metazoa; Chordata; Actinopteri; Pleuronectiformes; Pleuronectidae
Gene: phex
Product: phosphate regulating endopeptidase homolog, X-linked
Exons: 22
Coding region: 74-2311 (745 amino acids)
Biological process (GO): protein processing
Cellular component (GO): plasma membrane
Molecular function (GO): metalloendopeptidase activity
Source: RefSeq, a predicted model, not a curated record
UUUCCAGCUGUCAAGAGAUUUUUUUGUGUGUUAGUUUGUUUGUGCGUGUGUGUGUGUGUGAUAUUAGUAAGUCAUGGAGCAGGAGCAUUUAGGCGGCGGUGGAGUAAAACCCGAGAAGGGCAACACUCGUCUCUUCAAGAUCGCCCUGGCCAUGUGUGUGUGUCUGUGUGCCGUUCUGCUGCUCGCACUCAUACUGGUUUCCCAGAAGUCCAGUCAGGAGGAGUUCUGUCUGACUCCAGAAUGCAUCGAGGCAGCCGGGUCCAUUCUAGCUAAAAUCGAUCGGGCAGUCGACCCCUGUGAGGACUUCUACAGCUUCUCCUGUGGAGGUUGGCUGAAGGAGAAUCCCAUCCCCGAAGAUUCCUCCUCGUACGGCAUCUACCCCUGGCUGCGGCAGCACGUGGACAUCCAGCUCAAAGAGUUACUGGAAGCUCCAUCCAACCCCGAUGAACUGGAGGCAGUGACCAAAGCUAAGGUCCUCUACCGCUCCUGUUUGAACGAGACCAUGCUGGAGAAGAUGGACACCAAACCGAUGCUGAAGACUCUCAAACAGCCGGAGUUCCGUUGGCCCGUGGUCGGGGACGGGCUCGGGGGGGAGUACCAGUGGUCCUCCGCUCGGUGGAGCCUCCUGAAGACUCUGGCUCAGAUGAGGAACCAGCACAGCAAGAGCGUCCUGCUCCGCCUGUACGUCUCGCCUGACGACAAGAACUCCUCCAAGUACAUCAUCAAGCUGGACCAGGCGUCCCUGUCUCUGCCCUCGAGGGAAGACUACACCACCAACACGUCCUCUGCCCAGGCCUACCGUGCGGCCUUGCUCAGCCUGAUGACGGACACGGCCGUCAUGCUGGGCGCUCCAGAGUCCUCGGCGCUGACCCAGAUGGAGAAGGCGCUCGCCUUCGAGACCAAACUGGCUCAUAUCCUGAUUCCCUACGAGAACCGCACCAGUGAGAACAUGUACAACAGAUACUCGUUGUCUCGCCUGCAGCGCUCCGUUCCACAGUUCGACUGGCUGGGUUUUGUCAAAGCGGUGGUGGAGUCUAAGAGCGACCCGACUCGCUCCAUCUCCUCCUCCGAGCCCGUCAUCGUCCGAGCGCCGCAGUAUUUCAAGGAACUUUUCAAGCUCAUUAACGCCACCGACCCCAGGACCGUAGCGAACUACGUGCAGUGGAGGACGGUUUUCUCCAGGAUCACGACUCUGAGUCGUCGUUUCCUCUACAGAUACCUCGACUACGCUCGGGUAACCACGGGAACCACCUCUCUCACCCCACGCUGGGAUAAGUGCGUGAACUACGUGGAGAACUCGCUUGUUUACGCCACCGGGCGCCUCUUCGUCGACACACACUUCCAGGAGGACAAGAAACACAUGAUGGAGGAGCUGAUCGGGGGCAUUCGCUGGGCGUUCAUCGACAUUCUGCAGAAAGAGAACGAGUGGAUGGAUCAGUCGACGAAGACGAGAGCCGUAGAAAAGGCUCACGCCGUCCUGGCAAAGGUCGGCUACCCCGAGUUCAUCCUGAACGACACCUACCUGAGCGAAGAUCUCAAGGAGCUAAAGUUCAAUGAGAUGGAUUACUAUGGCAACGUGAUGCAGACGCUCAAGUUCAUCGCCAAGUCCGAUGUCGCCUGGCUUCGAAAGAGCGUCCCACGUACAGAGUGGUUUACAAACCCAACAACUGUGAACGCCUUCUACAGUUCUUCCACCAAUCAAAUCCGAUUUCCUGCUGGAGAGCUGCAGAAGCCUUUCUUCUGGGGGAGAGAGUAUCCGAGGUCUUUAAGUUACGGAGCCAUCGGGGUGAUCGUCGGACACGAGCUGACUCACGGCUUCGACAAUAACGGUCGUAAAUAUGACAAGAAUGGAAACCUGGACCAGUGGUGGAGCAACUCGUCAAUAACAGCCUUCACUGAGAAGACCCAGUGCAUGAUAGACCAGUAUAACGGCUACCUCUGGGAGGAGGCCGGCCUGAAUGUGCGAGGGAAGAGGACUCUGGCAGAAAAUAUAGCCGACAAUGGAGGAAUAAGAGAAGCGUUCAGGGCGUACAGGAGGUGGGUGGAGGAGAGCAGAGGAGGUGUGGAGGAGCCUCUGCUGCCGGGAGUCGGGCUGAACAACAACCAGCUGUUCUUCCUCAGCUACGCACACGUGAGAUGUAACUCGUACAGACCGGAAGCAGCCAGGGAUCAGAUCCAGAGCGGAGCCCACAGUCCGCCCAAAUACAGAGUCGUCGGAGCCAUGAGCAACUACGAGGAGUUUCAGAACGUGUUCAGCUGCCCGGAGGCGUCGGUCAUGAACCGAGGAGCACAGUCCUGCCGGGUGUGGUGACCUUUGACCUCUGACCUCAGCCUGACCCUGGCUGUGAGCAGGAGGCCUGUGUUGAAAAGGCUGAACAUGCCGGACGUAGCCUUUAGUUUGCAUGUGAUGUGAGUUAUUCUCUGAACUCAUAGACAUGUUAGGAACUGAAGCCAUUUUACAGGAACUUUUCCUGCACAAGUUGCAGCUACAGAAGAAAAUCAUGACUCAAGACUUUUGUCAGUCAUAGUUUAUCAAUUAUGUUUGGCAAAGAUAUUUUUUGCAAGCUGUUGUAAAAACUGCUGAUUUCUAUAACAACAGAUGUUCAGGAUAUGCACUGUAAGUGUGAGUAGAUAAGAUUGAGCCUCUCCUAUGGGAAUAAAGAAGUUAUACAUCAGGGAGAAGGUUCAAUGGCUAUAUAUAUUUUUACAGGAACAUAUAUUCCAGAUGUUACAGUAACUGUGAGAAGCAGAAAUAUAUCAGGUCAACAUCUGUAGACGUAUUUAUGAGCGGCCUAGUCGAUGGAUUCCCAGCAUCCGUCAAACCAAAGACUAAAUCUAAAAAAUAAGAAACAUAUUUUAAAGAUUCAAAUAGUUGUGAAAGCCUGAUUCAUGACAAUGUACGAGAAAAGCAGUUUGUUUAUUUCUGAGACGUUAUAUGAGGCUUAAUGUGUUUUGUACUUUGUGUG